Schistocerca americana (American grasshopper) is the source of this 1902-nucleotide messenger RNA. Its product is annotated as piggyBac transposable element-derived protein 3-like. Bases 271 to 1902 code for a protein of 543 amino acids. Lineage: Eukaryota; Metazoa; Arthropoda; Insecta; Orthoptera; Acrididae. The transcript is spliced from 2 exons. The record is from RefSeq and is a predicted model, not a curated record.
UCAGACUUGGUAUUUGCGUCUUGUUUCAACAGUGUUCAUGAAAUCGCUUACAUCUGACGUAUUGAUUUUCAGAAUUUUAUCAUAUUGAGAGGGAUGCUUCCCAAAUACUGGAUUUGCUGAUGUCAGGUGAGGUUUCUGACUUAGAGCUCUCAGAAAACGAAGAAAGUGGCCCUGAUGAUGCAGAAUCUAUUCCACAAUGCACUAGACCUGGUGCUGAUGUAGCCACAAACUACGAAGAGGAACUGGAGGACGAUAGUUGCAGCACAGAAGAUGAUGACCAAAAUCAUACUUAUGCACAGGACUCAAAUGUUGAAGACUAUUAUUCCAUCUGAGUGGGUGUUUAGUGAAAAAAGUGAUAUUAGAUGGAGAAGAAAAUCGCCUACACUCCAAAACACACCUAUAGGUGAAGACCAGUAUUCAGUGCAGCCAUCAGAGUGUGAUAUGACACCCAUUGAAUAUUUUUCAGAGUACAUUUCCCAUGCUUGCUUAGAAAAUAUGGUUGAAAAAACCAACAUGUAUGCAUUGCAACACGGGAAAACAUUUACACCGACAAAUGUAACGGAAAUAAAGGCUUUCCUAGGACUUCAUAUAAUUAUGGGAUGCUUGAAAUACCCCAGAGUUAGAAUGUAUUGGGAUUCAGCAUUGCAUUUAGAUCCCUUUGUGGAAAGUAUGUCAAGAGAGAGAUUUUUCCAACUGAGAUCAAAUUUCCAUGUAAUUGACAAUUUCGCAAGGCCAGAAAAUUGCAAAGACAAAUUUUACAAAGUGAGACCCAUUUAUGAUUGUAUUAGACGUAGAUGUUUGGAACUACAGACUGAGGAAGAAUUGUGUGUUGACGAGCAAAUGAUUCCUUUCAAAGUUCAUUUAGGAGUAAAGCAGUAUUGUAAGGGAAAGCCAAAACCUUGGGGUAUAAAACUGUUUUUAUUAUGUGGAAGAAGUGGUCUGUGCUAUGACUUUCUGUUGUACCAAGGAGAUACUCCAGAAAUCUCAAACAAGUUUGUAAGAAAGUUUGGUUUAGGAGCAUCUAUUGUUCUAAAACUUGUUGAGAGAAUUAACAGGGAACAUGCUUAUUUAUAUUUUGAUAAUUUCUUCACAACAUUCAACUUACUAGAAAUAUUAAAAAUAAAAAAUAUAUAUGCAGCAGGAACAGCAAGACUAUGUCGCAUGCCAAAUGUACCUUUCACCAGUGAUAAGGAUUUGAAAAAGAAAGGGCGUGGUUUUUCUGAAGAAGUGGUGAGCAUGAAUGAAGCAUUGAUAAUGUGUAAAUGGUUUGACAACAGACCAGUAGUUCUGGCAUCAAAUUUUGUAGGAUGUGGUAGUCAAGAUGAAGUACAGCGCUGGGAAAAAUCAAGAAAGACAUAUGUUUCUGUCUCACAGCCUGAAGUUGUACGUUGUUACAACCAUGCUAUGGGUGGUGUUGACAAAAUAGAUAUGUUAAUUAGCAUGUAUAGGAUUUUUAUUAAACCUAAAAAAUGGACAUUGAGAAUGUUGUUCCAUGCUGUAGAUUUAGCGUGUGUGAACAGUUGGUUGGAAUACAAAAGAAAUACUGAAUCACUGGGAGAGAAAGAGACAAUGGAUUUACUUCAUUUUAAGAUGAGAAUAGGAGAGGCUCUUGUAAAAAUGGGCACUAGUACCAAAGUGAAACGUGGCAGACACAGUAGUGAUUUACAGGACAUAAAAGCAAAAAGAGCAAGAACUGAGAUUCGUCCGGCACCAGAGAUUCGGAAUGAUCUUACUGGACAUUUUCCUGGGUACCAUGAUAAUACAGAAGCUUCAAGGUGUAAAAUGCCUAGUUGUAAGAAUAAAACUCAUGUCUUUUGUGAGAAAUGUAAUGUUCAUCUAUGUUUUGUCAAAGGAAGGAAUUGUUUCAAAAUGUUCCACAAUGCAGGAUGUAACAACCGUUGA